AUGAACUCUCUUAGCUUCAAGGCUCUUUCUCUGGCGGCUUUGGCGGCUUCUGGGGUGGCCUCUCCCGUCCUCUAUGCGCGAGCAGCCGAGCCGAAUGGCACCUACGCCUUUACCAAUCCCAAUGGCUUGAACUUCACACAGAUGAACUCGAGCCUUCCUAAUGUCACCAUUCUUGCAACAGGCGGCACCAUCGCCGGAUCUAGCGCCGACAAGACCGCAACAACCGGCUACAAAGCUGGCUCCAUCGGCAUCCAGACGCUCAUAAAUGCUGUCCCCGAGAUGCUCGACGUGGCCAACGUCGCCGGCAUCCAGGUCGCCAACGUCGGCAGCCCGGAUGUCUCCUCGUCCAUCCUACUUAGCAUGGCCCAGACCCUCAACAAGGUCGUCUGCGACGACCCAACCAUGAGCGGCGCUGUGGUCACGCACGGCACCGACACGCUCGAGGAAACGGCCUUCUUCCUCGACGCCACCGUCACCUGCGGCAAGCCCAUCGUCGUCGUCGGCGCCAUGCGGCCCGCCACCGCCAUCUCCGCCGACGGGCCCUUCAACCUCCUCCAGUCCGUAACCGUGGCCACCAACCCGGCCGCGCGCGACCGCGGCGCUCUCAUCGUCAUGAACGACCGUAUCGUUUCCGCCUUCUACGCCAGCAAGACCAACGCCAAUACCAUGGACACCUUCAAGGCCGUCGAAAUGGGCAACCUCGGCGCCAUCGUCUCCAACAAGGCGUACUUCUACUACCCGCCAGUCUUGCCCACCGGCAAGACCGCCGUCGACGUCACCAACAUUACCGCCAUCCCCCGCGUCGACAUCCUCUAUUCGUACCAGGAUAUGCACAAUGAUACCCUCUACGACGCCGUCGACAAUGGCGCCCAGGGCAUCGUUAUCGCCGGCUCCGGCGCCGGAAGCGUCUCCAGCACCUUCUCCUCCGCCAUCCGCGACGUCGUCGACAAGCACGCCCUCCCCAUCGUGACGAGCACGCGCACGGGCAACGGCGAGUCCCCGCCCACGGACAGCAAGACGACCAUUGAGGCCGGGUUCCUGAACCCGCAGAAGGCGCGGGUCCUGCUUGGCUUGCUGCUCGCGGAGGGCAAGGCGUGGGCGGAGAUCAAGGAGGUGUUUUCGGGGGCCGGGGUUGCUUAA
Aspergillus clavatus NRRL 1 is the source of this 1140-nucleotide messenger RNA. Its product is annotated as asparaginase ahrA. Bases 1 to 1140 code for a protein of 379 amino acids. The record is from RefSeq and is a predicted model, not a curated record. NCBI's taxonomy places the organism in Eukaryota, Fungi, Ascomycota, Eurotiomycetes, Eurotiales, Aspergillaceae. Gene Ontology annotation, molecular function: asparaginase activity. The transcript is spliced from 3 exons.